AAAGGUACAAAUUUCAAGAAUGAUACAUAAAUUCACAUUCCAAUAAACAUGUCUUGCAUUGAAAUUAUUCGAAGACAAACCAUGCGGAAGCUAAUGGACCCAAUUCUAGAGCCACCGCCGGUUACGCCAUCACACGGUGGCGCACCGGGUGGCGGUGCUGAAGACGGGUUCGAUACUAAUAUGGUCAUCAUCCUUGCUGCCUUACUUUGCGCACUUAUCUGUGCUCUUGGGUUAAAUUCGAUAGUCCGGUGUGUACUCCGGUGCAGCGGGAGAACAGUAGAGGAGCCGCCGGAGGAGGCAGCCGGGAGGUUGGCGGGGACCGGGUUGAAGAAGAGGAUGAUUAGAAGGUUGCCGGUUUCGAUGUAUGGGGCUGGUGGAGGAAUACGGUCGACGGAGUGUCCAAUAUGUCUCGGAGAAUUUGCCGACGGUGAGAAAGUGAGGGUGUUGCCUAAGUGUAACCAUGGCUUUCAUAUCCGGUGCAUUGACACAUGGUUAGUAGCACACUCUUCUUGUCCUACUUGCCGGAAUUCACUUCUUGAUCGGCCGGAGACGGCCGGAGGUGCGGCAGCGCCACCGCUGGAGGAAGGGGUCAUGAUGGUUGAUGGUGAUAGCUAGCUCCGGUUAGUUUGUAUUUUCUUUAUGUUCAAUAUUAUUGUAGAAUUGAACUUGGGAAUUAGAACAAGCAUUGAAUUGAAACUUAAGUUAGAUAU
Molecule: messenger RNA, 710 nt
Organism: Dioscorea cayenensis subsp. rotundata (Guinea yam)
Lineage: Eukaryota; Viridiplantae; Streptophyta; Magnoliopsida; Dioscoreales; Dioscoreaceae
Product: RING-H2 finger protein ATL74-like
Exons: 1
Coding region: 49-615 (188 amino acids)
Biological process (GO): protein ubiquitination
Molecular function (GO): transferase activity
Source: RefSeq, a predicted model, not a curated record